AUGUGGAAUCAGAAAGAGAGUAAAGUAUUUAUCGUUGCCGAAAUCGGCCAAAACCAUCAAGGAUCGGUAGAGAUAGCAAAACAAAUGAUACAAGCUGCAAAGAACAGUGGUGCAGAUUGUGUGAAAUUUCAACGAUCAAAUUUAUCGGAAAAAUUCACUCCAAGUGCUUUAACACGUCCUUAUGUUGGCCCCAACUCGUGGGGGAAAACCUACGGCGAACACAAAGAAUGGCUCGAGUUUACGCUGGAUCAGUAUCGUGAGCUACAGCAUUUCGCUUUCAAAUUGGGCAUCUUAUUUACGGCUUCAGCGAUGGAUUUUUCUUCAUUUAUUGAACUUGAACAAGAAUUGGUUGUACCAUUUGUGAAGGUUGGUUCAGGAGAUGCAGAUAAUGUGCCUCUCCUUCGUUACGCGGCCAACCGUCCAAUUCCUCUCGUUAUCUCCACCGGAAUGCAAGAUUGGGACCAUGUUUGCAAUAUUUAUAAUACAUUCCGUCACCGUAAUGACGUUGGAUUGCUGCACUGCACAUCUGCUUACCCGACUCCGCCGCAAGACACGUUGUUACGAAUGAUUCCGUUAUAUCGUCAACAUUUUCCCGAACUUACUAUCGGAUAUUCUGGGCACGAACUUGGUGUGCAGUUAUCUGUUGCAAGCGUAGCAUUAGGUGCAAAAAUUGUCGAGCGUCACUUUACGUUGGAUAAAUCGUGGAAAGGUACCGACCAUCAGGCAUCAUUAGAACCAUUCGAAUUCGCAAGAAUGGUGAGGUACAUUAGAACACUAGAAAAAACGGUAAUUAAUAAUUCAAAAAGUAUAACACAACACCUAGCAAGCGUGCUAGACCAGGAAGAUUACAAUGAAGAGCAGUUGCACGCUGCUUUGAGAGACGUUACAACGGGCGACAGAAGAUUGCUAGAAUCAGAAAAACCAUGCCAUGAGAAAUUGGGCAAAUCUUUGGUAUUUGCCGACAAUUUCAGCUGUGACGUUGUGAUUUCAGCAGAUAAUUUAAGAGUAAAAGUAAGUGACACUAAAGGUUUAACACCCAAGUUGUACGAUUCAAUCCUUGGGAAAACUCUAAAGACAGCCGUUUUAAAGGACAAUCCUGUUUUAGAGCAACAUUUUUAGAACAGCAAAAUCACUUUGCAGCAUUCCACGGGACCAUUAUGUUUUGUUAAAUCUUAAUACGA
Anopheles nili is the source of this 1181-nucleotide messenger RNA. RefSeq names its product sialic acid synthase (gene NANS). Gene Ontology annotation, molecular function: N-acylneuraminate-9-phosphate synthase activity. The coding region runs from base 1 to 1119 and encodes 372 amino acids. The transcript has 2 exons. Gene Ontology annotation, biological process: carbohydrate biosynthetic process. The record is from RefSeq and is a predicted model, not a curated record. NCBI's taxonomy places the organism in Eukaryota, Metazoa, Arthropoda, Insecta, Diptera, Culicidae.